This is a messenger RNA of Schistosoma haematobium, 1554 nucleotides long. RefSeq lists its product as uncharacterized. NCBI's taxonomy places the organism in Eukaryota, Metazoa, Platyhelminthes, Trematoda, Strigeidida, Schistosomatidae. The record is from RefSeq and is a predicted model, not a curated record. The transcript is spliced from 9 exons. Bases 311 to 1402 code for a protein of 363 amino acids.
AAACAGAGUGAUGAAGAUUCAAAUUUCAUGUCGAAAUCCACAAGUCGAAACAAGCCAGAAAAGGGAAAGAACAUCAAUGCAUCUUUCAUCGUUCAAGACGUGAUCCCUGGAAAAGCUUCAGAAUCAGAAUGGUCAGCAUGAAAUUAUUCGUUAUCUGUUCAGGAAUGAGUUGAUUGAAGAUGAUUUUGCUGAAAAGACAUGUUUUGAUAUCACCAAAGAUAUAGUUGAUGAAACACUCAGUGCUAUAUUCCAGAUAUAUUUAAAGGACCAAUUAAUACCUUUUACAGUUCAUCAAGCAUCUCUGUGCCUCAUGCAAUACAUUGACUUGGAAUUCAUGUCCUGCGAUCAAGGAGAGCCUUAUAUUAAUCUUAAUCCAGAGUGGUUCGAAGAUGAACUUGCUGAAUCAAGUAGAAUAGAUUCAUGGGCUCAAGGAGCGAUUUCCAAGACUUCUUAUGCAAAGAUUUCAGACAAUCUACAACCCCAAAAUAAUCAUCAGGUUUUACAAAGGCUUCAAAAUAGUCUUAUCCUCAGAAAUGAAGAUGUCAGUGACAAUAAAGCUAUUCGUAAGGAGCAUAUUGUUGAUAUGUCCCAUAGUGAAAAUCUCCACCAAAUAUCUAUUCGACAGAAGAAGCCUAAAAAGCUGAAAAACGAUUUUAAAGACGAUCACACCCGUAUGCCUACCGAUCGAGGAGAUUCCAUCCCUCAACUAACUAAACAGUUGAAAGAUUCUACAUGGAAAACAUCUAUAGAAAAUGUUUCAAUGGAAAAUAUCUCAGUUAAAAACGACAAUACCAGUAAAGAAUAUAGUCUAACUAGAAAGAAACCAAUGAAACCACUCAUCAAACCACUGCCUGAAACUAUGCUACAAAACAAACGAAUCAAUGGAUCUGGAAAACUAGUUUUCGACGAUGAAGGAAAUCUACUCAGUGUACCUAAAUUAUAUCCAGUCAAUAAGAGGCAAGAUGAAUCAUUCACGACUGAUUCACAUUCAAAUGAAAGUGAUAAUAAUAUUUUGGGAAAUAAAAUUCCAAUUCAAUGGCGUUUUGUAUCAGAGUCAUACUGUAACAGUGCAAAUAACAAUCAGUUUGGCAUAAAAAUGAAUAGUAAAUUAAGAACAGCCAGAUCGUCCAUAUUGAAUUUUUCAAAUAAAGUGAGAACAAGAAAUCGUAGUUUAGAUUUAACUGGUGCCACAGUUACACCUGAUGUAAUACGUCUACAAAAAAUUAAGAAUGCGUGUAUCAAUUUGCCAAAUACCAUUGAUCUGGUUGAUUUAGUGGCUGGAGUGACAAUAUCUGAUGGGGAACAUUUAAAAAUUGGUCAGUUAACGAAUGAACAGUUCAUGUCUAUUCUGAAUACAAACUGGAAUAAUCUCGACGAAAUUCCACCAGUUAAAGCGAAUUAAUCUAAUCAAACACAAUGAUUUAUAAUCUCAAAGUGUUUGUUCACAUGGAUCAUUUACAUUUAAGACAAAAAUCGUCUCUUUUCUUUUUACAUGAAACUGUGUUUUAAAACAAAAAAAAUAAUCACCAUUACACAUUGAUAUAUUCAAUUGAA